This is a messenger RNA of Aspergillus melleus, 504 nucleotides long. RefSeq names its product MARVEL domain-containing protein. Gene Ontology annotation, cellular component: membrane. The transcript is spliced from 5 exons. Bases 1 to 504 code for a protein of 167 amino acids. The record is from RefSeq and is a predicted model, not a curated record. NCBI's taxonomy places the organism in Eukaryota, Fungi, Ascomycota, Eurotiomycetes, Eurotiales, Aspergillaceae.
AUGCCUGUCGUGUCGCGACUCGUGUCUAUCAUCCUCCGUGUCGCCGAGAUUGUCUGCGCCGCUGUUGUCGCAGGUAUCAUCGGCCACUAUCUCGCUUCCUUCAACGACAUCGACCCGUGGCCACAGGCCAGAUGGAUCUAUACCGAAGUGGUCGCCGGAUUAUCCAUACUUCUCGGCCUGAUAUGGCUGAUACCUUUCUCUUCGUCGUUCUUCUCUUGGCCUUUUGAUAUCAUCAUCUCGCUGGCCUGGUUCGCCGCAUUUGGUAUUCUCGUCGAUGCGAUUCACAAGCUCAGCUGUGGCAGCAUCUGGCACUGGGGCGGCAUUACCCGCAACAACAGCUGCAGUCGCUGGAAGGCGGCCGAAGCUUUCGCCUUUAUCUCUGCCAUUGUCUGGCUGGUCUCCGGCAUUGUGGGUAUCUGGUUCACCUUCCGCGUCAGAAGAUCUACCACCGAUGCUGCCUACACUGGUCGUCGCCGUGGCUUUUUCCGCCGAUCUGCCGUCUAA